GUCAACUCAACCACUAACAAAACUAUUCGUUGAGAGAGGACCAGUGUGACAUUCUACAGUCUGGACUAAUAAAGACGCGUAUAAACCGCGAAUGGGACAUCUGAUCACUCUUGCAACGUGCUCUCUCAAUCAAUGGGCACUCGAUUUCGACGGCAACCUGAAGCGUAUCCUGGAGAGCAUCAGGAUAGCCAAGGAACGAGGUGCAACACUUCGCGUCGGGCCCGAACUUGAGAUUCCAGGCUAUGGCUGUCUCGAUCAUUUCUUGGAGGGUGAUACUCAUCUGCACUCCUGGGAGGUUCUUGCGCAGAUCCUGGAGGGCGGCGCAGCUCAGGGGAUUGUCUGCGAUAUCGGCAUGCCCGUCGUCCACAAAAAUGUGAUUUACAAUUGCCGUGUGAUUAUUCACGAUAGGCGCAUCCUCCUCAUUCGCCCGAAAAUGUGGCUGGCGAAUGAUGGUAAUUAUCGAGAACUUCGAUAUUUCACGCCAUGGCAGAAGCAUCGUCAAACCGAAGACCACUAUCUACCUCGCAUGCUCCAGAAAGUCACCGGUCAGAUCAAAGUUCCUUUUGGCGAUGCAGUCGUCAGCACUACAGACACUUGCAUCGGUGUCGAGCUUUGCGAAGAACUGUUCACCCCAGCCAGCCCUCAUAUCCUUAUGGGCCUCGAUGGAGUUGAGAUCUUCACGAAUUCUUCUGGUAGCCAUCAUGAGCUUCGCAAGCUCCACACGAGGGUUGAACUCAUUAAGGAAGCUACGCAAAAGCUUGGAGGUGUCUACCUAUACGCUAAUCAACAGGGUUGUGACGGAGAUCGCUUAUACUACGAUGGAUGCGCUAUGAUUGCGGUCAACGGCGUAAUCGUCGCGCAAGGCUCUCAAUUCUCCCUCAAUGAGGUUGAAGUUGUAACGGCUACCGUCGACGUCGAAGACGUUCGCUCUCAUAGGGCAGGGAAGAAUAGCCGCUCCAUGCAAGCAGCUGGUGCAGAGCGUUACCAACGCAUCGAGGUGGAUUUCCCAUUAAGCUCUGCUGAGAAGGUGGACGCCGAUCUGAUUGGCGAAGUGCAUGUCGAGGAGACGGACAAGGGAGCUCUUGGCCUCGGCUUUGAGCUGCAAUAUCAUAGGCCUGAGGAAGAGAUCGCGCUUGGACCAGCAUGUUGGCUUUGGGACUACCUUCGACGAUCGCGUACCCAGGGCUACUUCGUUCCACUCAGCGGGGGCAUUGACAGCUGUGCGACAGCCACGAUUGUUUAUUCCAUGUGCCGGCUGGUAGCAGAAGCUGCAUCUCGCGGAGACGAAAAUGUCAUUGCAGACGCGCGCCGCAUGACGGGAGAGCCGGCCGAAUCUACCUACGUCCCUACAGACCCUCGCGAGUUUUGCAACAGGAUAUUUCACACAUGUUAUAUGGGCACCGAAAACUCCAGCACGGAAACAAGGGGCAGGGCGAAAGAGCUUGCGGACGCUAUCGGAAGUUAUCAUGUGGAUCUCAAUAUGGACACGGUGGUGACCUCCGUACGCGACCUGUUCGGCUUCGUGACUGGCCUGCGUCCGAAGUUCAAGGUCCACGGGGGAUCCGAGGCGGAGAAUUUCGCGCUGCAGAACAUCCAAGCGAGGCUGCGUAUGGUAUUGGCAUAUAUGUUCGCUCAGCUACUUCCUUGGGUUCGAGGGAAGUACGGCGGUCUGCUGGUGUUGGGCAGUGCCAACGUUGAUGAGAGUCUGCGAGGAUACCUCACCAAAUAUGAUUGUUCAUCGGCCGACGUCAACCCGAUUGGGGCUAUCAGUAAGACGGACUUGAAGAAGUUCAUCGCGUACGCUCGCGACGCUUUCGAGCUCCCAGUACUUGAUACGUUCCUCAACGCUGUACCUACGGCUGAACUCGAACCCAUCACGGAGACCUACGUGCAAUCCGAUGAGGCUGACAUGGGCAUGACUUACGAGGAUCUAUCUGUGUACGGCCGUCUGCGUAAGAUCGAUAAAUGCGGGCCCUUCAGUAUGUAUACCAAGCUGCUAGUUCAAUGGGGAACCAGACUUUCUCCUCUCCAAAUCGCGGAGAAGGUCAAGUUAUUCUUCUUCCACUAUGCUCGGAACAGGCACAAAAUGACGACGCUCACGCCGUCGUACCACGCUGAAUCGUAUAGUCCGGAUGAUAACCGUUUCGACCUGCGGCCGUUCCUCUACCCAGUGCGAUUCCCUUGGCAGUUCCGCAAGAUCGACGAGCUGGCGAAGUCGCUGCCGGACAAAUCCAAGAAAUCCGACUAGAACUCAAACAGAUAUAGCCAAGUAUAACGAAGAAUACAAAUGUUGUUGUACAGUGUAUGCGUAGAUUACAGAUGCGUGGUCCAGAGCAAUGCAACGUCGGAAUCAUCUGAGAGAUCGUGGCGCUCAGACUCCUGACCGGAACGCGGAAACCGCUGAUGCAGCGUUCACAAUCUUGGAGAACGUGCUUUGCACGGUUACCUUCUUCAUGAUCGUCGGUUCCGGAGGAUCCGUCAGAUUCUCUUCCUUCACCUUCCUUCGUAUGCUAUCCAUCACCUCGUUUGCCGCACUGCGAUCGAAGUCCCCCCUCGCCCUCAUCAGCCCCUCCACGAACGCCAGGUUCGGGCCGUGGACCUUGGCGAAUUGCCAAUAAGAGAGGAACACGAGGCUCUUCGACGCCUCAAGCAUCGCGAGGAUCAUCUCCAGUACCUCAAAAUUGACCUCAAGCUCCUUCGGCGGCUUGAGCGUCGCGAAGUAGCCAAACGCCGCGCUCACGUCGUCCUUGAUCCGGUUUGUCGCUGCUGGCAUACGAAGCUUGCUCGCAUUGCCCAGCGCCGUGAUGUAUGUGACGAGGAAGUGCUCGAGCAGGUCCUCGACGAGGAUCUCGAGCAACUGCGGGUUGAGGUACUCUUGGUAGUCGUUCGUGUAGUCGCGCAUGGUCUCGACGAUCUGCACAGCGAUGCCGUCAUACCACUCGGCCUGGAAGAGUUUCCGCACGGCGGACUUCAGAUCAGUGAAGAUGAUGUCUAUCAGCGUCUGCGUGCACUUUUUGGCCACGUCGAGGUAACCGUCAAUCGCGUCAUUAAGCUUUUCGCUGAUCUGUGUGCUAUAUUUCUGCGAGACCAGUGGUUCGAGUCGGCCGCUGAGCGCCUCUGCGUAAUCCGCGGACUUGAUUUGAUCGUUUGCGAGGGCGAUAAGGUAUUCCACCAGCCCAUCGGGGCUUUCCUCGGGCUUCUCGACAUGGCGCUUAAGCUCGACGUCGAUCACCUUGACCCAUUGGCUCUGUAUACUCCGCAUGACCCUGUUGACGUCCCCAAUCACGCGUGCGAGGAUGAGUCCCUGGCCAGACUCUAUCGCGAGGUCGCACUGCUGGUUAACCAUCUGGAAGAGGAUGACGGCGCCCUGAGUUCCGUACAACCCGUCGCCAUCGACUUCGGGCGGUUCCGCGCGGGUGGUGAAUGCCUCGACCUCGGUCUUCAUCAGGUUCGCGGACCACUCGUCGAGUUUGGCGACGAUGAGCUGGAGGUAAUCGUCGAUAAGCGACUGCUCCUUGCCGUCGAGCAAUGGUGGCUCGAGGAGCUCCGGCGGUACGCUCAGUUCCUGCAUGUUCUUCUUGUACUCCUUGAUCCAGCCGUGAAGCUCGAGCAGCACGCUGGCCUCGGGCGCGGAUUCGAUCAGGCGCUUGAGCGUCGUAUUGAGCGCGCGGUGGUACUCGCGCACGAAGAGGGAGUGUAUAUCGUACUCGGGCGGGAAGCACGGCACGACCUCCUCCUCGAUCACAAUCAGGUCACGAUAGAGCCAUUUACCGAGCCCGUCGAGGAACGCGCCCGGGUCGCGCUCGUCCUGCUCGUACGCGGCGGUGAACUUGCGCUUGAUUUCGUCCGUGAUCGCCUUUGUGAUCUUGGAGCGGUAGUGCUUGAUGAGGCGCGCGUUGGCCUGCAUCGACUUGAACUUGGACGCGGCGUCCAUCUUGGCGGCUUUCUUGACGAGGCGAAUCGCGAUCGCCUUCUCGUCUUCGCGUCCCUCAAUCUCGGCAAUCUUGACAAGCUUGACGAUGACCUCGGGAUGUCCCGCGCGUACGAGAGGUAAUACGUUGGCGGCCAGUGCGAACAUAUAUUCAUCGAAAGCCUCGAUCAAGCGGUUGAGGCGUUCGAACCACUUAUUAAGCGUGUCGCGCGACUGUGCUGAGGCCUUCUUCGCCUGGUGCAGCGUCUGGUUGCGGAACGCCUCGAGUUGAUUAAGUUGCAAGUGGAUGGCGAGCAGGUUGGGUGAGCCGCCAAGAAGGUCGGCACGAUCGGCGUCGAGGAGGCGCUCUAGCCGAUCGAGCUGGGCAGACAUGGCGAGUAGGUUGGAGACCAUCUCUUCGGUCUGCUCAAAGUUACGAUGGACCAUAGACACCCUGCUGAUCUGGUCGAACGUCCGGACGACAUUCUUGGGGUCGCUCGACAUUCUAUCGAUAGUUUCCAUCUCAUCGCGCAGAGCCUGUACAUUGUUUCGCGUCCCGAAAAGCUUUCGUAGCCCAGUGCGGGUCGCGUCGAGUUGGUCCUUGACGCCGGCCUGGAGACGAGCGUCGAUGGACGCCUUCUCCUUCUCGAGUCGCUUGCGAAAUGCGGCGAUCUUGAGCAGGUCUUCCGGGGACUGCAGGUACUCGCCCACAGCCUGGGCGGCGGACAUGGUCGGUGCUGAGAGCGUCGCGGCGGCUGCCAUCGUGGUCACUGGUCACUGUGCAGC
This is a messenger RNA of Punctularia strigosozonata HHB-11173 SS5, 4696 nucleotides long. RefSeq names its product glutamine-dependent NAD(+) synthetase with GAT domain-containing protein. The coding region runs from base 92 to 2248 and encodes 718 amino acids. The record is from RefSeq and is a predicted model, not a curated record. The transcript is spliced from 24 exons. Lineage: Eukaryota; Fungi; Basidiomycota; Agaricomycetes; Corticiales; Punctulariaceae. Gene Ontology annotation, cellular component: cytoplasm. Gene Ontology annotation, molecular function: ATP binding; NAD+ synthase (glutamine-hydrolyzing) activity; glutaminase activity. Gene Ontology annotation, biological process: NAD+ biosynthetic process.